AUGCCAAAAGAACCAACCGGGGACCCGAAGUCCCAUCCGACCUCCGAGUUUGCCAACGGCAUCACUGGUUCCUGCCUCUGUGGAAGCAUCACGGUCACCAUCAACGACAAUGAACUCUUCUCCAAACAGAGAGGCCACCUCUGCCACUGCGCCAAUUGCCGCAAGGUGGCCGGCUCGUACGUCUCAUCAAACCUCCUGAUCGAAGUGGGUAAAGUCGAGAUCAAAGACAAGAACGGCACGAAGAAGACGUACGAAGAUCGGGAAACUCUCAGCGGCAACCCAGUCUACAGGAGCUUCUGUUCGGAGGACGGAAACCCCAUCUGUUCGGAGACGUCAAACUACCCGGGCAAGAUCAUCAUGAAGCUCGGGAUGUUCCCACGCAUCCCGCAGCCGGAGGUAGAAGGUUUCGGGCUGCACAAGCAUCCAUGGGAGGGCGGUCACGAUGGCGUUCAGGUCUAUGAGAUGAAAUGGGCUGGUCCUGACAAAAAGCCGAUGGCUUGA
Saxophila tyrrhenica is the source of this 501-nucleotide messenger RNA. RefSeq lists its product as uncharacterized. Lineage: Eukaryota; Fungi; Ascomycota; Dothideomycetes; Mycosphaerellales; Extremaceae. The record is from RefSeq and is a predicted model, not a curated record. The transcript has 2 exons. Gene Ontology annotation, molecular function: carbon-sulfur lyase activity. Bases 1 to 501 code for a protein of 166 amino acids.